Molecule: messenger RNA, 1923 nt
Organism: Musa acuminata AAA Group (dessert banana)
Lineage: Eukaryota; Viridiplantae; Streptophyta; Magnoliopsida; Zingiberales; Musaceae
Product: thylakoidal processing peptidase 1, chloroplastic-like
Exons: 7
Coding region: 334-1518 (394 amino acids)
Biological process (GO): thylakoid membrane organization
Cellular component (GO): plasma membrane; chloroplast thylakoid membrane
Molecular function (GO): serine-type endopeptidase activity
Source: RefSeq, a predicted model, not a curated record
CUUUGCGGCCUCUUUCGGACUCCGCUUCCGCUGUGCUCGUUUCAGUCGGUCGCCUCUUGGGCUCCUCCCACAGAGGAGCUCCCCAAGCCAACACUCUUUGACCCUAGUCCCCAAUCCUUCUCCUUCCCCGUAAUCCCAGCUUUCCAAUCUCCGGCGAUCUCGGAACCCAGAACCGUCGAUUAAGCUUCUCCGAUUCCCCUUUCUCGAUCCCGGUUCGGCUUCCUCCGUCGCCAGAAUGGGAUCCGCUUUCUGAUCUCCCGCAUCUUUCCCUCCUCGCGCUCCUCCUCCGUCCCCCUGUAUCCCAUCCUCCGCCGGUUUUCCGAGAUUGCAACUAUGGCGAUCCGCGUCACCGUCUCCUUCUCCGGUUACCUCGCCCAGAACCUCGCCACCGCCGCCGGGAUCCGCUGCGGGGGGAGCUGCCGGCUCUUCCACGACGUUGGCCGCCCCCUCGCCCUCUUCACCGGUCAACGACCCGACCAUGACCACUCGCCGGCCUUCCCCCUCCGAUCCGUCGCUCGCCAGGACUGGCCCAAGGCUCCCCUUUCCGAUCCCUCAGUGGCGAAGGACCAGGGAUCUGCUCUGGUUGCCGCCCUGCUAUCUGCCAUCGCGUCCGGCUCCGGUUCGAAGGCUGGCGGGUUUGGCGCCUUCGGCGUUUCGUCCAUGACGAAAAUGAGCUUGAAGCCGUCGUCUUUAAUCCCGUUCUUCCAGACGUCCAAGUGGUUUCCGUGCAGCGAGUUCCUGCCAGGUUCGGGAGAGGCCGGCCCGGUGGAUAAGGGAGGAACGAGUUCUUCAAAUCCUUCUGGGGAUGAGGGAGGAAGGGCUCCUUCUGGGGAUGCGAUCAGAGACGCAAAGGAAUGUUCUUUUUCUGGCCCCAAGGUGACUCUGGCUAAAGGUUUGGACAGUAAAUAUGAUAUGAUGUUCUCCCACGAGAAGAACAGCUGGGUCUCGCGGUUACUGAGCUCUUGCUCAGACGACGCCAAGAUGCUCCUUGCUGCGUUGACUGUUCCGCUGCUGUAUGGAUCGUUCUUGGCAGAGCCGAGAUCGAUCCCUUCCAAAUCAAUGUUUCCAACAUUUGAUGUCGGUGAUCGAAUUCUAGCUGAGAGGGUUUCUUAUUUGUUUAGAGAGCCUGAAGUCACAGACAUUGUGAUCUUUAGAGUUCCUUCAAUCCUUCAUGAAUUUGGGUUUGGUUCCAGUGAUGUCUUCAUCAAAAGAGUUGUGGCAAAGGCCGGCGACUAUGUUGAAGUCCAUGAUGGUAAACUAUUGGUGAAUGGUGUCAUCCAGGAUGAUGAGUUCAUUCUUGAGCCACUUGAGUACGAAAUGAAGCCAGUGUUUGUGCCUGAAGGUUGUGUCUUUGUGUUGGGAGAUAAUCGUAAUAACAGCUUCGACUCUCAUGACUGGGGGCCUCUCCCAGUAAAGAACAUACUUGGAAGGUCGGUGUUCCGUUACUGGCCUCCAUCAAAAAUCUCAGACACCAUCUAUGAACCAAAUAUGAUGCAGAAUGUGAUGGGAGUUUCUUGAUGCUUCUUCUUCUGCAAGGAGGACUUCAUGGGAUGGAUAAGGAUCCAUCUAAUGGUUGCUUGAAACUUAAUUCAUCUACAUUCUAGAUCAGGAACCAUUUAUUUGUCUUUGUGCAUUCUGUCAACUUUUAGGAGUUUGGUUUAGGUGGGGAAUCAAAAUGCAAGGAACCUGCCAUACAGCUGCUUUGGACCGAUGAAGUCCAAAUGUUCAUUGUACCAUUUGAUGCUGCCAUGGGAAUGUAAAAAAGCCAGAUGAAGAUUCCGGCCAACCUACUAAAUUGAGGUUGGGGCUUUCUGCAAUACCAAAUUCAUUUGUUAUUAUCUGUUGAUCUCCUUCCAGGCAUGAAAUAACUUGUACCGAGGCAUGCUUAAGCAACAUGCAAUGAUCAUAACAGUCAUAUUUGCA